Molecule: messenger RNA, 2443 nt
Organism: Nycticebus coucang (slow loris)
Lineage: Eukaryota; Metazoa; Chordata; Mammalia; Primates; Lorisidae
Gene: AVL9
Product: AVL9 cell migration associated
Exons: 16
Coding region: 216-2174 (652 amino acids)
Cellular component (GO): cytoplasm
Source: RefSeq, a predicted model, not a curated record
GUCAGGUGACAGCCCGGAAGCUGCGGAAGCGGAUGAGGGAAGAGCGGCGGUGGCCCUGGGGGCUGCGGGGAGCUUCUUUGCCUCCUCCACGCUCCCUCUGCGGCCCUCAUGCGGCGCUCUCGCUGACACCUGGAGUGCGCCUCUCUCCGCCGUCCGUCAGGCCCGCCGCCCUCGGUGGUUGAAGUCGUCGUCGUGUGGGCCCGCGGCGGCCGCCCAUGGAGAAGGCCGGGCGGGUCGGCGAUGGCGGCCCCCGGGGGCCGGUCCUGCACAUCGUGGUGGUCGGCUUUCAUCACAAGAAAGGCUGCCAGGUUGAAUUCUCUUACCCACCCCUGAUUCCAGGAGAUGGACAUGACAGCCACACUUUACCAGAAGAGUGGAAGUAUUUGCCCUUCCUUGCCUUACCAGAUGGCGCACACAACUACCAGGAAGAUACUGUGUUUUUUCACUUGCCACCCAGAAAUGGAAAUGGAGCCACAGUAUAUGGCAUCUCAUGCUAUCGACAAAUUGAAGCUAAGGCUUUGAAAGUAAGGCAAGCAGAUAUCACCAGAGAAACUGUUCAGAAAAGUGUCUGUGUUCUAAGCAAGCUGCCUCUCUAUGGCUUACUCCAAGCAAAACUUCAACUUAUUACACAUGCAUAUUUUGAAGAGAAGGAUUUUUCCCAAAUUUCAAUUCUAAAGGAACUUUAUGAACAUAUGAAUAGUUCCUUGGGGGGAACUUCUUUAGAAGGAUCCCAAGUAUAUCUUGGUCUGUCUCCUCGAGAUCUUGUCCUUCACUUUCGACACAAGGUCUUAAUCCUAUUUAAACUAAUUCUUCUUGAAAAAAAGGUUCUUUUUUAUAUCUCUCCGGUGAAUAAAUUGGUGGGUGCACUGAUGACUGUGUUAUCCCUUUUUCCAGGCAUGAUUGAACAUGGCCUCGGUGACUGUUCUCAGUACAGGCCCCGAAAGAGUAUGUCUGAAGAUGGUGGGCUUCAGGAAAAUAAUCCACCUGCAUAUGAGUUUGUUUCUGCAUCUGCUUCUGACACUUCAAAUACCAACUUGGGAACUGUCAAGAAAAUUCUGUCAGGAAACCAUGGAGGAGAUUCUACCAUCAAGACCAAAGAGCCUUUGUUCCAAGUAGAUAACAGCAGCAAAGGGCAGGAACCCAACAACAGCAAUCAAUAUUUGAAACCUCCAUCUCGCCCAUCUCCAGAAUCUUCAGAAAGCGACUGGGAGACCUUGGAUCCUAGUGUCUUAGAGGACCCUAACUUGAAAGAACAGGAACAGCUAGGGUCAGACCAGACAAACUUAUUUCCAAAGGACUCUGUUCCCUCAGAGAGUCCUCCAAUUACUGUACAACCUCAAGCUAACACAGGACAGGUGGUCCUGAUACCAGGGCUUAUUUCGGGUUUGGAAGAGGACCAGUACGGCAUGCCCCUGGCCAUCUUCACAAAGGGAUAUCUGUGUUUGCCCUACAUGGCACUGCAGCAGCAUCAUCUUCUCUCUGAUGUCACUGUCCGGGGAUUUGUUGCUGGAGCUACUAACAUCCUUUUUCGACAACAGAAACACCUCAGUGAUGCUAUUGUGGAAGUACGUUUAUGUGUAGAAGAAGCUCUGAUCCAGAUCCAUGAUCCAGAACUCAGGAAGCUGCUUAACCCAACUACUGCAGACCUAAGGUUCGCAGAUUACCUAGUGAGGCACGUGACUGAGAACCGGGAUGACGUCUUCCUGGAUGGCACGGGCUGGGAGGGAGGUGAUGAAUGGAUCCGAGCCCAGUUUGCAGUCUACAUCCAUGCCCUGCUUGCUGCCACACUGCAGUUAGAUAAUGAAAAGAUAUUAUCGGACUAUGGGACAACUUUUGUUACAGCAUGGAAGAAUACUCACAACUACAGGGUGUGGAACAGCAACAAGCAUCCAGCACUUGCAGAAAUAAAUCCAAACCAUCCAUUUCAAGGCCAGUACUCAGUAUCAGACAUGAAGUUAAGAUUCUCACAUUCUGUUCAGAACAGUGAACGUGGCAAAAAAAUUGGAAACGUCAUGGUCACAACCAGCCGGAAUGUUGUACAAACAGGAAAAGCUGUUGGCCAGUCAGUUGGGGGAGCCUUUUCCAGUGCAAAGACAGCUAUGUCUUCAUGGCUUUCUACUUUCACCACUUCCACUCCGCAGAGUCUCACCGAGCCCCCUGAUGGGAAGCCUUGAGCCAGGCGUCAGAGGCUGCUGUUGCUUUCUUCCAUUUAGUGUCCCCUAUCUGUCUGCUGCUCCCAGACUGUUCUUCACCACCGCAGGUCCACAGCAGGGGACCAUAUGUCAAACUGUUUACAUGGACGGUUGCCCUCUGUCUAAAUGAAUGUCACAGGAUGCUGAAAAGAUGAAAUCACAACCAUAGCAGGGAUAGCUUUCCAGGUUGCGGUUUAAAUUGACUACUUUUAUUACAGUCUGAGCCUGAUUAAAACACACAGUAAACCUUC